Emericellopsis atlantica is the source of this 1316-nucleotide messenger RNA. RefSeq lists its product as uncharacterized. The coding region runs from base 149 to 1252 and encodes 367 amino acids. The transcript has 4 exons. NCBI's taxonomy places the organism in Eukaryota, Fungi, Ascomycota, Sordariomycetes, Hypocreales, Bionectriaceae. The record is from RefSeq and is a predicted model, not a curated record.
CAGAGCCAACACGACGUUUGACGAGGUUCGGAAAUCAACAUAUUUAAACAGCGACCGGUCUCUCCUCCGAUGCCACAAAUAAAUCCCAUUGAUUCUCUUCUGCCCCUUGCUUGUUGAACGUGUGCUAACAACCACACGUGCAGUCAACAUGUCAGCCGCCGAUUUAGCUGCUCUCUUCCCGCCAGACCAGUAUCCCUACCACUGGAAUGAAGUUCCCAUCGUAGGAAAGAGCCUCGCAUUUCUCAUCGCUAACUAUGUUCUCGAGCCUGUCGUUAUCGCUGUCGUUGCCCUGCGGUUCUACUCCCGUACGACGAUGGGGACAUUGGGCUGGGACGACUGGUUCGUCUUGAUAGCCAAGAUACUUUGCAUAUGCACACUGACCGUGGUCACAUGUCUAAGCGCCAUCGGAUCCGGCUACUACGUCGAACAAGUCGCCAUGAAUCUCUCAACAGUCUACCUGUUGAUCUUCAUCCUUCAAGGCUUCUUCCUCUUUGCCAACAUGACCGUUAAGCUGAGCGUCUGCUUCUUCUACCUGCGCGUCUUUGUCGGCAACGGCAUGCGCGUCGCCACAUACAUUACCAUGGGCCUCGUCGUGGCCUGGGCCGUCGCCCAUUUUAUCGCCGCUAUCUUCAUCUGCAACCCCGUUCAGGGGCAGUGGGAUCUUCGCUUCACGCCGACGGCCCAGUGCGGGGACCAGAUGAAAUUCUUCCAGUCAGGCCUGAGCAUCAAUGUCGUCCUGGACUUUAUCAUCCUCGUCUUGCCGUGGUACACCAUCUGGAAUCUGAACAUGCGCAUGUCCGAUAAACUUGGACUCACGCUCGCCUUCUCCAUCGGAAUCGGCAUGACCGUCGUCGGCAUCAUCCGUGCCAUCUACGACACGACAACCUCCAUGAAAGGCGACAUCACAGCGACCCUACCCACAAACCUCUUCCUCACCGUCAUUGAGCAGCAGCUGGCCAUCAUCACCGUCAGUAUUCCCAUGCUUCGCCCGCUCUGGUGUCGAUAUCGGGCCCGGCUUGGCGGCUAUAGUCUCGAGGAGAGUGAGCAGGUGAACAAGGGGAGUCUGCCCAACGGCACGUUUGGUGGAUCUGGUGCCAAAAGAAGGAGUUUGCCACGGCGCAAAGAUGACAAUGACAUUUUAGAGUCGCACUUUGAGCUUGGGAGUGUCUCGGGCGAGGAGGGACACCUAGAUGCAGUGGACUCGGGGUCGGAGACGAGACUCGAUGGAAAGAGGAGAGGGCGCGCGACAUAGCCGGGCAGAUUUCUUCUAUACAAUUUAUCAAAGCAUCUCAUCUCAGCGUGGGGGUUGAGUAUGA